AUGCCAGCCCCGGUAGAGCUCGCACUGGCGACACUGCUGCCCACAGUCGCAUUCCUCCCACCCGACCUCAUCUCUCUCGCAGGUUCUCUUCUCUCACAAUCACGCGUCAUAGCCGCGUCCUUGAAGCCCGAGGAAGAGAUCGCCCGAACGUACGCUUGCGCACACAUCGCUUGCGAGAGACUGAAGAAGCGACUGGAUCUGGAAAUCGGCAAGCCUACGCCUCCAGUCAAGCCAAGAACAUACGACAAGCUGUACAAAUAUCUGGACGGCGCCUUAACGACGAGCACGCCAAGGACGCCGACUACGAAUCGAGUCAAAGAUGCGGUUGGGAAUGUCAGUGGGAGAGGGAAUGAUGCGACGCCUACGCGGAAAGUGCAAGAGGCGAAGACACCGACGACGAGUGGGAGGAAGAGGACGAGAGAGCAAGUAGAGAAGCCAGAGAGCGGAGCGCCCGAGUUCGCCAUGCCCCUGGUACGAGCGAUUUGCAAGGCGAAUGGGGUUGCCUCAGCAGCACCGCACAUAAUGGUUGGGGCGAUCUCUGUGGUUCAAGAGAUAGUAUCAAGAGCGCAGAGGAGAGUGAAUGGAGACCCGCCGAGUAAGAGGAGAAGGAAGACGCCUCAGUCUGCUAAAUCGGAUGUGUCGACUUCAGCCCCUGCAGUGGCUGAGGGCAUCCCUACGAGCAAAUGGCCAGCGUUGCUGAUAGCGCUGCAGCUAUUCACUGCAGCGAGGAUGAAAGGCGUGGAGGUGGAGGACGAGGAAAUCAAGGCUAUGAAGAAGACCGCUACAGAAGCUGUGAAGACAGUCUGCAGGGACAAGAAGGACUCGCUACCGGAGGACCUGGGGGCAGGUCUCAAGAAACUGGACUCGAAUAUCGACUUCUAUAUGCUCGAAGCAGAGGAUAGUGGCUGGCUCGACAUGGAGUGGUUUCAGAACAUCCCAGAGGGACAGGACCUGGAGCCUGAGAUCGAAGACAGCGAAGAGAAUGAUGAUGAGGACGUGCUGGUGACGUCGAAGAAGAGACCCUACAAGACGCCAUUGCAACGUAAGGAGAAGCAUGGAGGCAAAGCCGCAUUCGACUUGGAGGACGACGUUGGGGCGGCUGGCUUGCUACCAGGCCUAGGGACCAUGUUUCAGCCUACCAUAGAUUGGCUGAGUGAUGAGAGGAGACGAGACUUUGUCCAGUGGAAGAAGGGCAUUCUGAAGGAGAUCAAUGCGAUGGAGAUGGAAGUCUCAUGA
This is a messenger RNA of Zasmidium cellare ATCC 36951, 1236 nucleotides long. RefSeq lists its product as uncharacterized. The record is from RefSeq and is a predicted model, not a curated record. Gene Ontology annotation, cellular component: nuclear origin of replication recognition complex. Gene Ontology annotation, molecular function: DNA binding. Gene Ontology annotation, biological process: DNA replication. The transcript has a single exon. NCBI's taxonomy places the organism in Eukaryota, Fungi, Ascomycota, Dothideomycetes, Mycosphaerellales, Mycosphaerellaceae. Bases 1 to 1236 code for a protein of 411 amino acids.